This is a messenger RNA of Drosophila persimilis, 1921 nucleotides long. RefSeq lists its product as uncharacterized. Bases 24 to 1802 code for a protein of 592 amino acids. The record is from RefSeq and is a predicted model, not a curated record. Gene Ontology annotation, biological process: DNA-templated transcription initiation. NCBI's taxonomy places the organism in Eukaryota, Metazoa, Arthropoda, Insecta, Diptera, Drosophilidae. The transcript is spliced from 10 exons. Gene Ontology annotation, molecular function: RNA polymerase II general transcription initiation factor activity; DNA binding.
ACUGCCCCUUCAAGUGAUCUCAGAUGGAUAAAAGUAACACCCAGAAGAUCGUCGCCACUGAUUCGAAGAGUGAGGCUGAGAAAAGUUUAUCUGAAGACCCCAUAUCUGAUAUGAUGUCCCAGACGGCUAUAAGCGAUAAUCCCAAGAUCGUUGUGGAUGCGAGAGAUGAGGCUGAGAAAAGUUUAUAUGAAGAGUGUACAUCUGAUAUAACGUCUAAGAUGGCUAUAACUGAUACUCCUACUAUCGUUGUUGAUGCGAGAGAUGAGGCUGAGAAAAGUUUAUAUGAAGAGUUUACAUCUGAUAUAACGUCUAAGAUGGCUAUAACUGAUACUACUACGAUCGUUGUUGAUGCGAGAGAUGAGGCUGAGAAAAGUUUAUAUGAAGAGUUUACAUCUGAUAUAACGUCUAAGAUGGCUAUAACUGAUACUCCUACUAUCGUUGUUGAUGCGAGAGAUGAGGCUGGAAAAAGUUUACUUGAAAACUCUAUAUCUGACAUGCUGUCCAAGAUGGCUAUAGGAGACACCCAUGAGAACGAUGAGGCUGAUAUGACGAUCCACAUGGAUAUAGAUGAUACUUCUACGAUCGUUGUUGAUGCGAAGGAUGGAGCUGAGAAAGGUGGGUCUCACGAGGUCAUAUCUGAUACAGCGCCCCAGACGGACCAGAUAAGUGACACUUCUAAGAUCGUUGUGGAUGUGGAGAAUGAGGCUGAGAAAACUGGGUCUCAGGAGUGCAAAACGUAUUUGACGACCCAGAUGGCUAUCGAUGACUCCCUAGAGAUCGACUGUAGUAGGAAGGCCGAGGCGGAGGAAUGCGUAGAACAGUCACCACAGAAAGACACAUCUGUUGCGGAUACAUUCGUGGAGCCCAAGACUGUUGACACAGAUGAUAAGGGACCUGAAGUUGAAGAGCAAGUGCCCAAUAUUGAGGAGCCUGUCGAUACGUGGGACCUGCUCACGGGUCGACAAAACCAUAAGACUGUCGCCAGUGAGUCGGAGAAGGUCAAAAAGCAAGUGGGGUCGAACUCUUAUCGCUCCGGACAGCUUCCCGUGUUUAUGUGGGACUCCAGCUCGGAGGAGGACGAACCCGUAAAGCCUCACGUGGAUAUUAAUUACGAGAAUAUCUUUGAGGACGUGGGCAAGCUGAGUGCGGUGGAAAAGCACCUGCAGCUGCUGUACAGACCCUUCAGCUGUGUGAUCGAGAUGAUCUGCCGGUUCAACAUCUUCGAGCUGUGCAUCCUGAUCUCUGACUCCUGCUACGAUCCGGGCUGCCAUCCCUCGGUCUCGGUCCGCACCGUCAAUCCCACUGGCCUGGUCAAGAUCUAUUCGGGCGGCAAGAUGGUGUCCACCGCAUUGACCGCCGAGUCGGCUCGGAUCUGUCUGUUCAAGGUGGUGCGGAUGGUGGAGGAGUUGGACUUCAAGGUGAACGUGAAGAACCUCAGUCGGAACAUCGUCCACGCCUCCUUCUGCAUGCCCUUCAGCCUGGACCUGGACCGUCUGUACGAGCAGCAUCCCACGAAGGUGACCCGCAACUGUCGCGCUCGGCCCUUUAUCACCUACACCAUCGAGGGGGAGAACAUAGUCUUUGCUAUCUUUCCCAGCGGCUUCGUCCUGGUCCUGCACUCGACCAAGCACUCGGAAACCCGGGCCGCCAUCGCUGCCCUCCUGCCGAUCCUGGCCCAGUGCAAGGACGGAUCCACCAAGCAGUCCGAGAAGCAGGGUCGCGUCUGCGGCGACGUCUCCUUCAAGCUGUUGUGGGAGCACAGGCUCGAGCAGGACAAGGAGGGCAAGCUCCUCUACUCCUAGAAUACCCCUCCGCACCCAGCCGCUCUCCUGCUUCCCGAUCAUCGGUUGGGGUCUCGUUUGUUUUGUUUAAUUUCAUUUUUGUGCUCUGAAAUACCGUGAACAUUUGUCAUAAACCAAAG